AUGGACCCCACUACUGGGACCAACAAUGUCCUCAAGGACGAGAAUGAGAAACGUGGAGGCCCUUUGCAUUUUCCCGCCGAUGAUGAACUCAAGCAUACCGAGUCCAUGAAGCAGACUGUACUUGACGCCAAGAGAGCAUCGGACAGCGAGCAGAGCAUGAGUCUAAUGCAAGGAAUCCGUCUUUACCCGAAAGCCAUCGCUUGGUCUGUUCUAAUUUCCACUUGCAUUGCCAUGGAGGGAUACGAUGUGGCGCUUGUCAACAACUUCUAUGCUUUUGAGACUUUCAACCGAAAAUAUGGUGUUGAGAUUUCGCCAGGAGUGUUUGAGGUCCCAGCGAGAUGGCAAGCCGCGCUCAGCAACGGUGCCAAUGUAGGCGAAAUGAUUGGACUUCUCAUCAAUGGAUUCGUUAGCGAACGAUUUGGAUACAGAUAUACGGUCAUCGCUUGUCUGAGUCUGGUGAUUGCAUUUACGGCCAUUUUCUUCACAGCGCAGAAUGUACAGCAACUCUUGGCUGCUGGAAUUCUCUGUGGUAUUCCAUGGGGUGUCUUCCAGACCCUCUGCAUUACUUAUGCUUCUGAAGUCUGCCCGGUUGCUCUUCGAGGAUAUCUCACUACGUAUGUCAACAUGUGCUGGGGAAUCGGUCAACUCAUCGCCAUUGGAGUCAUUAGGAGCAUGGUCGAUCGAAACGACGAAUGGGCCUACCGCAUUCCUUACGCCUUGCAGUGGAUGUGGCCUGUACCAUUGAUCAUCGGAGUCGCUUUCGCGCCCGAAUCUCCCUGGUGGCUGGUCCGACGCGGCAGGGUCGCAGACGCGAAGAAGGCCUUGCUGAGACUCACCUCGUUGAAUCGCGAGACGGACUUUGACGCUGAUGAGACUAUUGCCAUGAUGACACACACCACUGCCCUCGAGGAGAAGAUCACCACGGGAGCCUCUUACUUGGACUGCUUCAAGGGUACGGAUCUGCGGAGGACUGAAAUCGUCUGCAUGGCUUGGGCAAUGCAGAAUCUUGCCGGCAACUCCUUUUCCAACUACAGCACAUACUUCCUGACAAACUCAGGCGUGAGCGAGAGCAAUUCAUACAACUUCGCCAUGGGACAGUACGGAAUCAACAUCGUCGGUGUCAUCGGAGCAUGGUUCUUGAUGUCUCGCGGCAUCGGACGACGAACCCUAUACCUCUACGGACUAUGUGGACUCUUCGUCAUGUUGAUGAUCAUGGGAUUCUUAGGCCUGGCGCCUGAGUCCCAACGAGAUGCAGCUGGACUCGCGACCGGAGGCAUGAUGAUCGUAUGGGCGGCUGUCUACCAAUUGACCGUCGGCACGGUGUGCUACUCUCUUGUUUCCGAAAUGUCUACCCGCCGACUCCAAAUCAAGACUGUCGUACUCGGCAGGAACUUGUACAUUAUUGUUGGAAUCAUCGCUUCGGUGUUGACUCCUUACAUGCUGAACCAAUCUGCUUGGGACUGGGGUAACUAUGCAGGCUUUUUCUGGGGAGGCAGCUGUUUCCUUUGCAUCGUCUACACCUACUUCCGCAUCCCGGAGCCAGCAGGACGUACCUUUGCCGAGCUGGAUCUUCUAUUUGAGCGCAAAGUCAGCGCGAGAAACUUUGCUUCCACACAAGUCGACGUCUUUGAUGAGACGGUCGACCAGAGUGUUCUGUCACAGUAUAAAGAUUCCCUAGCAGCACAGCAUUCCGAGGAUGUGAGCCAGGGUGUGGCUAACAAAGCAUUUCAGGGUUAG
Molecule: messenger RNA, 1737 nt
Organism: Ramularia collo-cygni
Lineage: Eukaryota; Fungi; Ascomycota; Dothideomycetes; Mycosphaerellales; Mycosphaerellaceae
Product: probable alpha-glucoside transport protein
Exons: 6
Coding region: 1-1737 (578 amino acids)
Biological process (GO): transmembrane transport; carbohydrate transport
Cellular component (GO): membrane
Molecular function (GO): carbohydrate:proton symporter activity
Source: RefSeq, a predicted model, not a curated record